Messenger RNA from Chaetomium strumarium, 591 nucleotides. RefSeq lists its product as uncharacterized. NCBI's taxonomy places the organism in Eukaryota, Fungi, Ascomycota, Sordariomycetes, Sordariales, Chaetomiaceae. The transcript has a single exon. The coding region runs from base 1 to 591 and encodes 196 amino acids. The record is from RefSeq and is a predicted model, not a curated record.
AUGUUCAGCCAAGCUCUCCUUCUCCUCGCCGCCGCCCUCCCCCUCAUCUCCGCCGCCCCGGCUCCCAACCCCACCCUCGGCCAACGAGCUCCCGACGGCACCGCCGCCUCGCCACGAACCACCCACACCGUUGUGGCCGGCCGUCCCGGCUUGCGCUUCGAUCCGGAGAACGUCGUGGCCGAGGUCGGCUCGAUCGUGGAGUUCCACUUCCUGCAGCUGAACCACUCGGUGGCCGAGGCCUCCUUCGACUCGCCCUGCCAGCCUAAGGACGCCGGCGUCGCCGGGUCCUUCUUCUCGGGCUUCUUCCCCGUGCCGCGCAACGCCGACGGCAGCGCCAGCCAGUCCGGCGAGGUCUUCCAGAUCGAGGUGAGGGAUGCCGACCGGCCGAUCUGGUUCUACUGCGCGCAGAACACGGGGCGGCAUUGCCAGAGCGGCAUGGUCGGCGUGGUCAACCAGCGGUUUGACGAGGCUGAGAAGACGCUCGACGUGUUCAGGAGCAAGGCAGCGAUGGUGCAGGGCCCGUCGGGCGUGCAGCCGCUGGUGCAGGGUGGUUGGCGCGGGGCGAAUCCGAACCCGCUGGGUGGGUUCUAA